Ochotona curzoniae (black-lipped pika) is the source of this 1278-nucleotide messenger RNA. It is a transcript of the gene NOXA1, whose product is annotated as NADPH oxidase activator 1. The transcript is spliced from 10 exons. Gene Ontology annotation, molecular function: protein binding; superoxide-generating NADPH oxidase activator activity. The record is from RefSeq and is a predicted model, not a curated record. Gene Ontology annotation, biological process: superoxide anion generation. NCBI's taxonomy places the organism in Eukaryota, Metazoa, Chordata, Mammalia, Lagomorpha, Ochotonidae.
AUGGCCUCCCUCGGGGACCAGGUGCGCACCUGGCAACGGGGCGUGCAGGCCGUGGCGUGCGGGGACUGGCCCGGCGCCCUGCACUUCUUCCGGGAGGUGCCCUCGUCUAAGAUGAGCUUCAACGUGGGCUGCGUGCACUUGCUGGCUGGGGACCCCGAGGCUGCGCUGCGGGCGUUUGAUGAUGCAGUGACUAAGGACCCCUGCCUGGCCAUCGGUUUCCUCCAGCGAGGGGUGGCCAACUUCCAGUUGAAGAGGUUCCAGGAAGCCCUGUCUGACUUCCGGGUGGCACAAGCACAGCUCAGGGGCAAUACGGCCAUCGAUUACACACAGCUGGGCCUGCGGUUCAGGCUGCAGGCCUGGGAGGUGACACACAAUGUGGCGGCUGUCCAGUGCCAGCUGGGGCUUUGGGCUGAGGCAGCCAGCAGCUUGACGGAGGCCAUGGCCAAGCGGCCAGAGGGAUCCUCUGAUGGCCUGGACAAUGCCCUGAGCCAGGUGCAGGCCCGGACCCCACUGCAGCUGAGGCAGGUCCCCAGGGGUGAGGUCUUCCGGCCCCACAAGCGGUACCUGGAGCAUCUGGAGCCUGUGGAGUUCCUGGGCAAGGCCAAGGUGAUGGCCUCGCAGGAGGGCCCUAGCCCAGAUGUGCAGCCUCCACAGCCACAGCUGGGCCCUCAGGACCGUCCACUGCCAAGGGAAGGAAGAACUGUGGACGCUGUGAGCCCGCUCAACUCCCCCCAUACACACUAUAAUGGGACAGGGUCGGGGGGCGCACUCUGCCCUCCCGGCACUGCUGAGGAAGACCCCGAGGCCCUGGUGCCAGUCACCGUGCAGUGUGUGUUCACCGUGGCGCUGAGGGUCCCACGGGGAGCUGACCUGUCCACCCUGCGGGCUCUGUUGGGUCAGGCCCUCCCAUCCCAGGCCCAGCUAGGCCAGCUCAGCUGUCCAGCCCCAGGUGAUGCCAGCUCCUGGGUACCCAUCUAUGGGGAGGAGUCGCUGUGGAAGGCAUGGCAGGCGGCCGGCCCUGGGGGACUGCGGCUCCAGUGCAAGGGCGCCGGGGGCCGGCCCGUGCUCUACCAGGUGGUGGCCCAGCACCGCUACGCAGCCCAGGGCCCUGAGGACCUGGACCUGUUGCCCGGGGACAAGGUGGAUGUCCUCUGUGAAGUGGAUGAGGCCUGGUUGGAGGGACACCGCGAUGGCCACGUUGGCAUUUUCCCUACCUGCUUCGUGGUGCCAGCUGGCGGGCGCCUCUGAGGAGCCAAGGAGCGAGAGCAGAGUGAAUAA